Molecule: messenger RNA, 1624 nt
Organism: Toxoplasma gondii ME49
Lineage: Eukaryota; Apicomplexa; Conoidasida; Eucoccidiorida; Sarcocystidae
Exons: 5
Coding region: 242-1243 (333 amino acids)
Source: RefSeq, a predicted model, not a curated record
CUCCUACACUCACACGGAGAGGAGAGGCUGACAACGGAUACGGUUUUAUCCCUGCGAAAGGGAAAAGGAAUCACAGGCAACGGGAAAAACACAAAGAGAGAUCAUCCAGCGCCGGCAGAGCGAGACGAUAACCAAAAGAGGGCGGUCAGUGUACCUACACCUGAUGAUAGCAGUCACGUUUUCUUUCCACGCAUGUGGUGUACUUGUUUUUUCUUCUUGAACGUAAAAUACACGGUACCGCAUGCAUCGAAUGCAGAAAGAAAUGGAGUCAGCAACGACAGAAGGAUUGCCCGAUCCUGCUUCUGACGCGGACAGAGGAUCCUGUGGCGGAACCCCGAGGAAGACUUCGUUAGCAACCUCUAAGCCCAGUGACCAGCUUCAUGACAGAAGUGACGCAUUGGAGGAUGUACAGGAAGUUGAAAAUCAAAUUGCCUGUAACCAUUUCACUGCCAGCGUUCAACAAAGCGUGCACCUUGACUUUGUAUUAGAAUCUGCUGAAAAAGACAAAAUCAUCCGGGGCACUAACGCACAAGCGUUUGGAGUGGAGCCGAGACAGGAAGUGUUCUCCGAAUAUGAUCAAGAGCUGAGCUGCCCGUGUAUCGUGGCAGAUGACCCACUUGUGCCUCUCCCUUCUUGUGGCUCUGAAGUGCCACCUCUCUACAUUAACUCCAACGAGCCUGUUAGCUUACCGGUCCCCGAGACCGCUCAAGGCUGCACCCGUACCAUCCUAGAGGAAAAAGGCAGUACGAAGCAAAACUGGGGAGCUUUUAACUGCCUGCUAGUCUCUGAUAGAGCAAGCAAGAGGAAAAGACAAGAAGACGUAGUCAGCACGGCAGCGUCAAAUGAUGCGGAUGAGGAAAGCCUUCUCACUUCUUGGAUUAACACGGAAACCAGAAAUGCUGAGGAAGUAGACAGCAUUAUUGCGCCGAUCGUGGCACGCCUUGGGGAUAUCGAAGAUCGACUUCGACAGUCAGAAUACGAGAGAAAGAUAGGCGAAAUCAAGGAUGCAGAAAAACGCAUUGCAAACGAAUUUGAAGACUCUUUUAGAGCGGUCCGAAGCAACAUGGAACUCAUGCAAGAAUACACACUCGUCCUCGACAAGCAACUGUCGAAUGCAUACGAAAUCCAGCGUCAGUCAGCGGAAGCCGACGCAGACGCGCUCCUUGGCUGGCAGGUGCAUCAGCAACUUGCGAAACUCAAGGAUGAACUUCAAGAAUUCCUGGCUCACAUAGACUGGGAAUAGUGAAGACGAAAUUUUGACUUGACCGGUCGAAGCGUCAUUGAGUAUCUUAAUGCUGGCUUCGUAUGCUUUGAAACCGAUAAAUCUACUUACUCCGAACCAUUUUGCAUCGACGCACGGUAUACUUUUUCGUUGAGUUCCGCGAUCCGCGUCAUGCACUGUAAUGCUGUUAAACGCGUCACAGUGGGGGAAGAGAGUGCAAAGAAUACUCAAGCAUCUCGCUUGUUGAAUGGAUACUGCAGCUGAGACGGGGUUCCUCAGUAGUCAUCCGGGUGCUCCUGGUGAUCACAGAUCCCGAUGCUCGCGUCGUACUGAGGAACCCUACUUCGUGCAUUCCGUAGAGCCAACAGAAGUGAACACACUAUCAAUAAGUGCCGCACUUCA